Molecule: messenger RNA, 3557 nt
Organism: Paralichthys olivaceus (Japanese flounder)
Lineage: Eukaryota; Metazoa; Chordata; Actinopteri; Pleuronectiformes; Paralichthyidae
Gene: sp6
Product: Sp6 transcription factor
Biological process (GO): regulation of transcription by RNA polymerase II
Molecular function (GO): RNA polymerase II cis-regulatory region sequence-specific DNA binding; DNA-binding transcription factor activity, RNA polymerase II-specific
Source: RefSeq, a predicted model, not a curated record
CACAGUCUACCUGCAUGUGUCCUUCACCUGGAGCCGCUGAAAUAUGAUGAGGAUAUUAUUUCUCUCUGGGCACCUUUCUACGCAGGGGAGAAGCGACAGAGCUGAGCUGAGAGCACGUUUCUUCACACAGGGUUCCGACUUGGCUCCAAACAGAAGAUAGCAGCAGCAGCUCCAAGAGACAACAGGGUUUUUCAAUGCAUCAUCGUUCCAGUAUGUGGUAAUCUUCUCAGCCAUACCAGAAAGAUAGUGAACAACACUUGAGCGGCUAACCAACAAACCUGCACCUGCACCAACUGCUCACAUGGCCCACCCUUACGAGCCCUGGUUACGGACAGCCCCACCUAGUGGCAACUCAGAAGACAUGAACAUCCCCUCGUGGUGGGACCUCCACAGGGACGUCCAACCAGGGAGCUGGAUAGACCUGCAGACAGGCCAGGGUGUAGGUUUGCCUUCAGUGAGCCCAGGGAGUUCCAUGGGGCUGCAGCCAUCUUUAGGGCCCUACGGCUCUGACCCACAGCUGUGCACCCUGCCUUCAGCUCAACACGCUCCAGCCUCACACUCGCCUCACCUCUUCCCCCAGGAUGGCUUCAAAAUGGAGCCACUGGCCCCUGAAAUGCUGCAGCAAGAUCCAUUUUCUCUUGAGGAACCGCAGGAGACCUCUGUUUCUGUCCGUCCCAAGCCCCCACGCCGCUCCUCUUCCAGAGGCGCUGGUCAGGCCGCGUGUCGCUGCCCUAACUGCGUCCAUGCUGAGCAGCUGGGCCAGAGCCCUGAUGACAGCAGAAGGAAGCACAUGCACAACUGCCACAUCCCCGGCUGCGGCAAAGCGUAUGCUAAGACCUCCCACUUGAAGGCGCACCUACGAUGGCACAGCGGAGACCGGCCAUUUGUCUGCAACUGGCUCUUCUGUGGCAAGAGAUUCACACGCUCUGAUGAACUGCAGCGCCACCUGCAGACGCACACGGGAGCCAAGAAGUUCAGCUGUGCAUUAUGCCCCAGAGUCUUUAUGCGCAACGACCACCUGGCCAAGCACAUGCGCACACACGAGUCCCCGCCAGGACAUGGGGAGGAGAGGGUAAAUGGCGAUGGCAGGAUGGAUAAGGGCUUUGAUGCAUCCACUCCCCCCCAGACAUCCUCAAACGUGUCUGUGUCCGACACCACAGAGCCUCCGAUGAAGCUGAAAUGUGAGACAGACCCCUCAGUCUCUAGUGUGACAGGGCAGUCCAGCUAAUUUCAUCUUUCAUCAAAGGUUCACCAUCAGUUCUGUCACACCUCUGUCAUAAGAGGUGUCAUAGUUUCACAAUAGAAUAGAGAAAAGAAGACAUGUUUGGACUUUUACUAAUGCAAGCUGGAUGGAAAUACACGUCUGCUGUCCCGUGAGUUUAUCAACUGGGCCACCUCAGUGAACAUAAAUGUUAUAACACACAGAGAAAGCAUGAGUUUUACCAGUGGAUCAAAGUUUCCGCUGUGUUUACUUAAGGUGAAAUGUGGCCGAGCAGGCAACCGAGCAGAAGCUGCCACUUGCUGCUUGACGUUCAUUGCUGCUAGAGCUACAGUCCAACUGAAGGUGGCUUGUUAACUUGUUUACAAUGAAAUCAAUCACAGAGAAAGUAGACAGCGACAAUAUUUUCUAUUUGUCUCAGACUGUCGCCGUGUGAGUGCAGCCUACUGUGCAAUUUGUUAUGAGACACUGGAAUAUAAUAACAGCUUCUUCAAAAUUUUAAAAGGUCAAUAGGCAUUUGCAUGCUCGACAGUACAUGCCACUGAACUGGGUGUGUGUCUGCUGGUAUUUAAGUAAUUAAAAUGAAAUGGUACAUAAACAGAAUGAAAGAACAAACAACAAUUCUGAGCUGUGACAGUGUCCACAAUGAAAAACUAAUGUGAUGUGAUCCUAAUAUAAUAUAAUAUAACAUAAUAUCACAUAAUAUCAUAUAGUAUCAUAUCAUAUAAUAUAAAUCAUAUAAUAAACAUGUGUUCGGGUUACCAGAUAGACUGAACAAAGCAAACAAACCAUUAAGUAGUGGUCCCAACAGCUGGAGAUGGCGCCUCCGCUCCUGUUGGGUAAGAACAAGAAGAUUGAGUCGGGCAUGGGGAGAAAACGUUGCCUGGCUAAAUGAAUCCUGGUUUCUGUUGGGACAUGCUGAUAUAAACACAAUUCCACAGAUCCACCCUGUCAACACAUCAAGCUGCUGGUGUUGAAUGAAACUUCCAGCACAAAGCAGAACUUCAUUACAUCAUGGGUACGGGGACGUACCCUCAUCCAGUGGCCUAUGCAGUCCCAAGGUUUAAAGCUGCACUUAUUAAUAUAUGUUUAAACAAACGGAUCAAAUGACUGUGUAAUGUGAAAGAUUAUCAUCUGACUGCAGCUCCUCUCAGUGGCACUUUUAUCAUAUUUGAGCAGCCACAAUUUUACUGCUGCUGGUUCGGUCUCGCUGCUUUCAUCCGCCCUGUGUCCUGCAGCAAGCUACUGGAUUCAGUAAAAAUGGUGAAGCCACCACCAGCCACCAGCCAAACAGUAGACAGACAAGGUGGUGGACAGGAUGGAGUAUACUGUACAGCAGCUAAAGAGCAGAAGAACAAAUUCAAAGCUCCAUGUCAGUGCUAUUGUUGCUCUGAAUCUGCUGCACGUGCCAUUUGGCAACUGUUUGCCAUUACAGUUUCAUGUGGUGAAAAUAUGUCAGUGUUGUGUUUACAACCUGUUCCGCUGCCCUGAAGUGGCAAAAAGAAUAGAUUCUAUUUUGGUCUCAUAAAUAUGCAACAGAAAAUCUUAAAGGACCCAACCUGUGGGAAGCAAGGUGUUGUUCUACUAAUACUAUCUUCCAAACAUCAUCACCAUCAUAAUUAUUUGCAUGUCGGAUCAAGCUAUAAUCCCAAUCUCUCGACACAUUUUAUUAACAGAUGUUGGUCUGCCUGAAGCUGCCAGUUUUUCAUGCUCAACACAACACAAAUCAUUUUACAAGAUGCUUUGUUGUAAUAUGACAAACCAUUUAUUCGAUCAACAGAGAGAGACUGUGAUGUUAGCAGUCGAGGAUGAAAUACAAGGGAAUUGAACGACACGCAGCCGAAUCUGUUUAGGUAGGCUAAUUUCUUCUGGCUAGUUAACCCUCAUAAUCAGUACUGUAUGAUCAAUAGUUCUGUAGCAAGCAGUGUGAGCAGCUUUACACUUUAAGACACUAUUAGGAUGUAUGUAAACAAAUACACACAUUAGGCUGAGAUUUCUACAUUAGCGUGCCUUCAUUAUUGGAGGCUCAAUGUUGCUGUAUGUAUGUAUAGAUGAUAAGAUGAGGAAGCUAGUGCUUAAACAUCAGUCAAUUAUUUCAUAUUGACUAUUAUCAUUAUGUUUGUUGAUGUGAUUAUAGAUAGGCUCAUGAUAUUUUCUUUUAUUAUGUUCAGUAGGACAAAAUGUACCACCUUUUUUGAAUUGGUUGCUGUAGUAAAUGUUUUAGUUGUGGAAACUCUUAUAAAAUAAGUUUAAAAACUUUUAUUAAGUUAAGCAUCAUGGUGUAAUAACUUGUAUUUAAUCUAUUAUUGUCCUUUAUUAAAUAAAAAACUAUAUUCUG